CCACGUUGCACUUAAAUACAGAUGUGGGCAAGAGACACUUGACAGCCAUGGCAAGCUCAGCUUCGUUUCAUUUGCGUCCUUCAGCGCAGCCCUUCAUAUCUUGCAGGCUGAGGCCCUCACCAAAAUCGCCGCAUGGGCUGCAUGCAAAUGCUGCCCCGGUGCUGGCGGUUCGAGAAGGGCAGACUGGACUCCAGGAAGUUGCAGGAGCUUCCGCUCUGGCAGAGAAAGAAGCCUUUGAAGCUUUUGCACGUUUGCCGUCUGUGGGAACCUGGAUGCUGAUGCCUUCGCCAAAAGCAAGAAGAGGCCUGGAUACAUGGCCAGCAGAACCGCAGAUGGGAGUGACUUCCUUGGUGAAGUGUGCAGACACGGCCGCUGAUCCAGACAAGGAAGAGGAUGGUCGGGAUGCGCGGUUGAUGAACCUGAUAGCGCAAGCGUCUGAGAAGCAUGUCCCAUUGGUGCAGUGCUCGAUCUUAAAGCCGGAGAUGCUGGAUUUCAAGGAGGCUGCUAGAUUCAGGCCGUCUGUUGGCACCUGGUUGAAACCGCGGCAGACGCUUGCAGCAAUCCCACCUUCCAGUCUCGCAGUCUUGUCCCUCCGAGAGCCCAAGGAUGAAAGAUAUGACCUGAAAGUGCCCUUGGCGGACUCCAGGCCUGCCAUUGUGGUGCCAGAGGUGGAGGACAGUCUUGAACUACACUUCUUCCACCUGGACUUCCGAAAGGCGGACAGCAAUUCUGUAAAGAACGAAAUCUUGCAUGGCCUCAUGGAGAUGGGAUGCCACAAGGGCCUGCUUUCAAACAUGCGGAUCAAACUGCGCGCAGGCUCUCCUGGCUGCAUUGCAGAGAUUCAGGGUGCUGGGCAGCAUCUCAAGUCCAUUGACAUCUAUAGCCUCAAGGUGAUGGGGUGCCAGGCUCAGUCAGCGGCCAGUGCAGCUGCACAGGCAGUCACAGCUGGUGUGAUGCCGAGCAUACCAAUGAGGACGCAUGAGAAAGAGGUCCAUCACAUCAAUCUUGUGUCGAGUGACGACCCCCGCGAGCAAGCCAAGACCACCGUGACUGGGGCGGCAAGCCAGCCGACAUCCCUUUCCAGUUCCCCAUCCGCCAGACAGCCACUCCUCGCAGAAAACCAAGGCCAUGGAGCAAGCCCAGGUGUUGGGAGCAGAACACCUUUUUUGUCGGGAACUCCUACUCGGGAUCCUAGCUCUCCUGGCGGUAGUCGGCCGUUUGGAUUCCGACGGCAUGCGAUGCCACCCACAGAACGGAGAAAGGCUGGCCCACGCCGACUUUGGGCUCGUGAUAGCUGGAAUGUCGAGGAGCUCCGGAUCAGCGACAUCAUGUCCAGAUCCAUGGAAUCUGAAGGUUCUGAGCUGAUCGAUCCCGGGCUUGAAGAAGAAGAACUGCAAGACAUGCUUCUGGAACUAUACAGUGAGGACACUGAUGCAGAUUCUGUGCGGUGGACCUUUCAGUUGGCAAGUCGUGGGAGUCAAAGGUGUACCAGCACCAGCAACCUCCAUUAUGCGUUUCGCGCUCAUCACUAUUGCCAUUUUUUGCCGCAGGAGAUCAUGAGAACCUUGGCAACCACCAAUGUUGCUUCCAGCGGCGCAGUGGACUCUGCUUUGCUUCAGCAGCUUUUAGAAGAUUUGAAUGAUGGUUACACAGUUCCAGCUGCAGAGGUGAAGGCUGUUUUGGACGAAGCAGAUGCACUGGCCGCUGCUGGAGGGUCUGGCAGGGCAUCCUUGCUUCGUGCGAUCUCUGCCUGGUACCUCAAUGUGGUCAGGAAUGACUCGCCUUGGUCGACUACGCUCAAGGCAUGCUAUGGUCGGUGGAUUCCAAAGAAGGGCUACCACCUUGAGGUUUUUGGCCGGCUUCGUUCGUCCAUUGUCAAUGCCAAUGAGGCUUUUCACGAAGAACAUAAUCCCGACAGUGCGGGUCAGGCAGUUUGGUUCUUAAUCCAGGCAGCGAUAUUCCUUGUAGCGCUGGUGCUCCCAUUUGGCUUCUUUCUUUGGCUCAUUGUUCUGGGUGCAGAGCAUGGGGACGACCGGUGUCCCAAGGAUUUGGAUGGGCUUAUCACAUGGUUUGGUAGCCUUGGUUUGGCCAGCUUGGUGGUUGGAUGGCUUGAUGAAUCCUUGAUUGCCCAAUCAGAAGAUCAACUGGUGAAAGCUUCAAGCAUUGGGUUGGCGCUGAAAGUAGUGCUUCUCAUAAUGCCCUGGGUGGGAGCUUUCUGGACAUUUCACCUUGCAAGCAAUGACCAGCAAACCUGUGGACUCUUCCUGACUGGAGCCAGUUCCCUCCUUUGGACAGUGCUGCUCAUUGCCGAGCUUGCCUUCGGUUUCGCAUUCCUGUGGCAUUUGGCCGUUUUCAGUGAGCACGAGAUGACUUUACGGAAAGGUCACCAGCAUCCAGUUUGACUCUGAUGGCCUUGCAUAGCUUUGCUGAAUGAUGCUCAACAAGAUGCGCAGGCAUAAUUCUUGGACAGAGCUUCCAACCUGCCUGCUGGAGCAACGUCAACCGUCGUGAAACUAAACUGACAAAAUACUGCUACAAGCGCAGUAUUGUGGGGCUCUAUAAGACUAUGCUAAAUGCUAAAGCAUUCCUUGUCCUUGGAGUAUUGCAGGAUGAACGCCUUUGCAAGGCUCAAGCAUAAAUUGAACACUGACGC
Durusdinium trenchii is the source of this 2653-nucleotide messenger RNA. NCBI's taxonomy places the organism in Eukaryota, Dinophyceae, Suessiales, Symbiodiniaceae. The record is from the annotation of a GenBank genome assembly.